This is a messenger RNA of Cantharellus anzutake, 1127 nucleotides long. Its product is annotated as chalcone-flavanone isomerase-domain-containing protein. NCBI's taxonomy places the organism in Eukaryota, Fungi, Basidiomycota, Agaricomycetes, Cantharellales, Hydnaceae. Bases 1 to 855 code for a protein of 284 amino acids. The record is from RefSeq and is a predicted model, not a curated record. Gene Ontology annotation, molecular function: intramolecular lyase activity. The transcript has 7 exons.
AUGCCCCCAUUGCGGCUUUUUCAAUUCGCCAGUCUCACACAGAAAGGGCUAAGAGGCGCCUCUUGUCGGAGAGCUCAUCUGCACCUGGCUUCUGGGGGGACGCAGACGAUAACUAAACCUGCAGAUUCAAGGACUCGUUCUCGACCUUUGGCUUUGGCUGGAGCAGGCUCAGUUCUCUGUGCCUGGUAUCUGUUGCAGGAGCCACUUAGUCUUGAAGAAGCUCCAGAAUCAUCAAUACGAGUUGAGCCUGAAACUUGUGUCCGGUUUCCAAGCACAAUACAACCACCCUCUUGUCCACCCUUGACCCUUGUUGGGCUAGGGGUUCGAGUAGUAUCAUUUUUGAAGUUCAAAGUAUACGCUGUUGGCUUCUAUGCGGAACCCGCUUUGCUUCAGACGACUGAAGACGCGCCUUUCGAAGAAAAAAUCGAGCGUAUCAUCCAGACUUCGGCUUGCGCCAUUCGGAUUGUGCCCGUGCGCUCGACAUCGUACACGCAUCUCCGAGAUGCUUUCAUACGAGCUCUCCGUUUGCGAAUCGUAGACUUGAAGAAAACGAGGAAUUUAUUCCUAGAUGAAGAGAACGCAUUGGAAGAGUCGCUGCAGAGGUUGAAGGGGAUCUUUCCAAUUUCAUCAUUUGAGAAGAAUUCGUCUCUUCUCGUCUAUUCGGUUCCUGAAGUGCAUGGGGGUUUGAAGGAACGUACACUGAUUUUCGACGGAUUGGGGGAAAUUCAAAGCACCUGGAUGGCGGCGAAUUUCUUUUAUACAUAUUUUACUGGGAAAGGCGUUAGUCCAGCAUUGCUGAAAAGCGUCAAAGAGUCCCUGAUCUCCAAAAAAAUCUGGAUGGCGGAGUUAUUAUAAUUAGACGGGAAUUGGUGGGUUAAGUUUGCAAUUAUAGCACGAUCAUCAAUGAACUCUUUCGGCGAGUCCUUGUUUCUCCCUCAUCGUCUUCGUCCUCCACUUCUGGAUCGACACUUGAAGGCAGAAUUUCGUCUAUGCACUCCGUCGUGUCCGUUUUCACGGUGGUUCGGAUGUCAGAAGGCUUGAAGGAUAGCAUGGAAGGCAACGAAGUAGACAAUAAAGUUGCAUGCGGGAUAGCUGCUGCCAUAGCGUGUAUUAUAAUUGUACGGUAC